AUGCCAUGCAAAAAGGUCCUUAUCAUCCUGAGCGAUGCAAACUCAUUUCCUAUGAAGAAAACCUCCGGGCCCAACGCCGGCCAAACAGUGGACCAGCCCUCGGGGUUCUUCCUCCAAGAAUUAGCCAAGCCGCUCCAAAAACUUCUCGAUAAAGGCCAUGAGGUGACAUUUGCCUCUCCUAAAGGCAAAGAACCGUCUCCAGACCCAAAUAGUCUGAACCUAAUGGCAUACGCGGGAAACUUCUACGAACGUCAGCGCGAGAAUGAACUUAUGGAGCGCAUGAAAGCUGAAAAUGGUUUCAGCCGUCCACGAACGUUUAGCUCCAUCAGUGACGAUGAGUUGUCAACCUUCGCCGGAGUCUUCAUUCCGGGGGGACAUGCUCCCCUCGCCGAUCUCGGUGACGACGCAGAGCUGGGGCGUAUUCUGCGGUAUUUUCAUAAGGAGAAUAAGCCCACUGCGGCGAUCUGUCAUGGUCCAUAUGCACUGCUGAGUACGAAGAAAGCCGGGGACGGAUCGUUUGUGUAUGAGGGGUACAAGAUUACCUCGUGGAGUGAUGCGGAGGAGAAGAUGAUGGAGACUUUGUUCGGUGGGGAAAUCGAAAAAGUCGAGUCGUCGUUGAAGAAGGAAGGCGCCGUCAUGGUUGAAGGCGCGCCUGAGAAGCUUGGUGGAACUACUCUGGAUCGGGAGUUGGUCACUGGAGGAAAUCCUUUAGCAGCAAAUGCUUUGGGUGAUCGAUUUGUCAGAAUGAUUAGUGUAUAA
Molecule: messenger RNA, 759 nt
Organism: Penicillium longicatenatum
Lineage: Eukaryota; Fungi; Ascomycota; Eurotiomycetes; Eurotiales; Aspergillaceae
Product: type 1 glutamine amidotransferase domain-containing protein
Exons: 1
Coding region: 1-759 (252 amino acids)
Source: RefSeq, a predicted model, not a curated record